AUGGAUCAUUCAACGCGUUUCCGAGUGCACAAUUGGCUCAGAAGCCGUAGAAAGUUGUUCCAGAGCAGAAUGUGUUUGCUGAUGCUGGUAAUGAUCAACUUUGUAAAUAGUGUCAUCUUAACACUGGAGAUUUGCGGAGAAGAUUCAAAUAUGACCCUCUUGAUGUUCUUCGUCAACACAUUUGUCGUAUUCCUUUCCAUGUAUGGAUUGUACAAUUUCCGACCUGUAUUCCUUUCUCCAAACGUUCUUCUGAAAAUCAUUCUCUCCUCAUCUGCCCUUUUCUAUGGUCUUCAAAUGGCUGAAACUACAUCCAACUCGGCAAUUUUUGUUUGGUUAACCAUCUCAAUUGUGUUCUUCAUUCUGGAGAUUCACACGAUGUUUUCAACUACAUUCGAUAUUAUCAAACAACUCAAUUUGAGAGCCUAUAGUAAACCUCCUCCAAAUUAUAAUCAAGUAAUGUCAAUCGACAUACCUCCGCCAUCCUACGAGGAAGCACUCGUUCGACUCCAACAAAAUCGAACCGCCCAAGAUCACAGCUCACCAAAAAGUUCAACAACGGAACAGCCGACACAGUUGAACACUUGCGAUCUUGCUCAUCUCGUCGUUUGA
Messenger RNA from Caenorhabditis briggsae, 609 nucleotides. The record is from RefSeq and is a predicted model, not a curated record. The coding region runs from base 1 to 609 and encodes 202 amino acids. Lineage: Eukaryota; Metazoa; Nematoda; Chromadorea; Rhabditida; Rhabditidae. The transcript has 4 exons.